CGAGGCUAUCCCCUAUGGCUGCGCGGUGCAGCUAUGGCAAUGGCAGGCACGGCUAGCCACGCACGCCACCUUUUUACUCCUCCACUGGCCGCUGUCAACCAAUAACUCACCAGCUGCUUCUUCUUUUACCGUGCUCACUCCACCUCUCGCACCCACACCAGAGACAGGGCCGGGUUUCUUCCAGGAUGCAGGUUGCGGCCGGCUGCGAGGGCUCACCGGCGGCGACGGAGGGGGGCGACCAGCAGAGCUCCAAGAAGCCGAGGCUGGCCGCCGAGCCGCUCCUCCUCCAUGUGCCGGUGAAGCAAGAGAUGGUCGUGCACCAAGCGGCCGGAGCCGGAGGAGACGGGGCCGCGGUGGUGGCGGCGGACCACGGCUCUAGGAUGGAGAUCGCCGUGAAGAUGGACGUGACCCUGCUCCAUUGCCCCCUCUGCAUCAGCCCCCUGAAGCCCCCGGUCCUUCAGUGCAAGGGCGGGCAUGUGGCCUGCGGCGGCUGCCUCGCGGAGCCCUGCGCGGAGUGUGGCGGCGCCUUCGACGUUCGCAGCAAGGUGAUGGACGCCGUCGUCUCCUCGACCACGGCCGAGUGCGACCACGACGGAUGCGGGCGCUACGUGACCUACCACGAGCUCGACGGCCACCGCGGCGAGUGCCCGCACGCGCCCUGCGACUGCGCGGUCCCCGGCUGCGGCUUCGCCGGCCCGGCGCCGGCGCUCCUCGGCCACCUGACCGCCCUCCACUCGAUGCCGGUCUACAACUUCCAGUACGGCAAGGUCCUGGCGCUCCAGCUGCCGGCGUCGCUGGAGCCGCGGGGCCUGCUGGUCGGGGACGAGGACGGCCGCGCGUUCCUCAUGGUCGGCGGCGCGCUCGGCUCCGGCGCGGCCGUGUCGGCGGUGUGCGUCAGGGCGGAGGCGAUGCUGUGGCCGCGGUACACGCUCAAGGUGUGGGCGAGCGGGCCGGCGCCGGCGCCGAACCGCAAGGCCGACACCGUCAUGGCGGAGAUCGAGGUGACGAGCAGCAGGGUGCCCGGCGCCGUCGCCGUCGAGGAGCUGGCGUACCUGGCGGUGCCGCCCAAGCUGCUGGUUGGGGCAGGACCGUCCCGGCGGAUGUCUCUCAAGAUCCGCAUUGACAAGUUCACCUCCUGAUGACAGGAUUGCACUACGCUUAGUCACUAACUAAUGCAGGGUUUAGGUUAGUUUGGAAAGGGUCUCGUGCAUUGGAGAUGAUGGAUUUUGGUUGCAAUUUAGUAGUGGCACUACUUCAACAUCAGACCUGGUACUUUGCAAAUUUCCAACGGUGAAAACUAUUUUGUGGCCGUUGGAUUCGAUGCCUAUAUGUUUAUUAAGAAAUUGUUGCAUUACUUAUAACAAAGUUAUGCAUUGUCUGAGGGUUCAUAA
Messenger RNA from Aegilops tauschii subsp. strangulata, 1391 nucleotides. RefSeq lists its product as uncharacterized. NCBI's taxonomy places the organism in Eukaryota, Viridiplantae, Streptophyta, Magnoliopsida, Poales, Poaceae. Gene Ontology annotation, molecular function: zinc ion binding. The record is from RefSeq and is a predicted model, not a curated record.